Molecule: messenger RNA, 1402 nt
Organism: Bursaphelenchus okinawaensis
Lineage: Eukaryota; Metazoa; Nematoda; Chromadorea; Rhabditida; Aphelenchoididae
Source: the annotation of a GenBank genome assembly
AUGAGUAGUGACUCGGCGGUCGGGCUGAGUGCAUGUGUCGUAUCAGUAGUAUGUUUCGGGUCAAUGUUCGUAGCGAUUCGUAAAUACAAGCCUGGGGAUGGAUUCUUCGUGCAAUGGGUCAUGUGUUCCGCCAUAUUUUGUGUUGGUGCCAUAGUGCACCUGUUGAGAGGAAGUCCACAAUUCCAGCCGGUUGCGAUGCUUGGGGGUGUGCUUUGGGCUAGUGGUAAGGCUAUAUGUAUAUUCAAAUUUUUUAAUUUUAUUUAAUUUUAAAAAAUUUCAAAAAUUUUUAAAACAAUUUUCAGGUAACCUAACAGCUGUGCCAAUCAUAAAUGCAGUUGGUCUAGGCUUGGGAGUCCUGAUUUGGGGCGUGGUAAACUGUGCAGUUGGUUGGGCAAUCGGUCGAUUUGGUCUUUUUGGUACACAUGCUUCAGUACCAGUCUAUGAAGCUGCCAAUUAUAUUGGUCUUGCGCUUGUUAUAGUGGGGUAAGUCGCCUUACUAUAAAUUGAUAACACUUUCAUUGAUAAGUAUAUAAUAUUGAUGCAAAAAGAAUGGCGCUUUUUACAAUUUUUUCGUUAGAAACCUCAAGUUUUUAAAUGAAAAUAAAAAAAUCUUUAAAUUUUUAGAGGCCUACUAUUCGCUCAAGUCAAAUCGCCUCCAGAAUCCGAAGAUUCAGAAGGCGGUUUACACAGAAACGACCAGUCGGAUCUCCCUCCAUCACCGUUACCUGGAGAUGAAGAAGAAGCAGCUGGACUGGUGGAGUCAACCAAUGAAGACCAGCCUCGACUAACACCUAGGCCAGCUACUGUCAGUCGGGAGAAGAUUGUGUGAGUUCAAAUUUUUUAUUUGAAAUUUUUAAAAAUUUUUUGUUUUUUUGCACCGUGCAAUGAAAAUUUUUUUUAAUUUUCAAAAUCUUUUUAAAUUCAAAAUUUCAGUGGUAUAAUCCUAUCAAUCUUUGCCGGAAUCUGCUAUGGCUCUACCUUCACCCCAGUCAUCUACAUCCAAGAUAAUCCAUCUCACUUCAUCAACCCUUCAAAGGACGCUAUCGACUAUGUCUUUCCUCACUUUACUGGUAUCUACCUCACAUCAACCGCCGCUUUCCUCGUAUAUACUGUAUAUCGACAGAAUCAACCCUUCAUCGACCCAAAAAUCUGCAUCGCCGCCUUCUGGGGAGGCAUCCUAUGGGCUACGGCUAUGUUGGCAUGGUUCGUGGCUAAUGACCGGCUGUCACAAGCUGUGACAUACCCAAUUAAUGGGAUGGUACCUGGAGUCGUGGCUACGAUAUACUCAGUGUUCUACUUCAGAGAGAUUAAGGGUCGACGGAACUUUCAGAUAUUGAUAACGGCCAUUGUGAUAACAUUGAUUGGCGCGGGUAUGGUAGGCUUGUCCAAAGAUGGACUCUAA